UUUGGUUCGAGAGUUCAGUUGUUGCACUGAAGUCGGUCAGCUUGAACGUGUGUUGCGUUGUAAUUUUUUCGGUCGGUUGUUAUUUUGUUUUCAGUUAUUUUAUUAUCAUUUGUUGUGUUUUGUUGUAGCUACAUAUUUAGUGAUUUUUUAAAAGGUUAGUUCCAGUUUAAGUGAAUCUAUUGGGCUUCAAAGUAGAAAAAAUAAACAACCAUGCGGCUCAUCAUCCUGGACACGGCCGACUACGUUGGCGAAUGGUCGGCCAAGUACGUCAUGAAGCGUAUCAACGACUUUAAACCGGGCCCGGACCGGUUCUUCACACUGGGCCUCCCGACGGGAUCCACCCCGCUAGGAUUGUACCGGAAUCUAAUAAAAUUCCACCAGGAAGGCAAAAUCUCCUUCAAGUACGUGAAAACCUUCAACAUGGACGAAUACGUGGACUUGCCGCGGGACCAUCCGGAGAGCUACCACUACUUCAUGUGGCACAACUUUUUCAAACAUAUCGACAUCGAUCCGGUCAAUGUGCACAUCCUGGACGGGAACGCACCGGAUUUGGUGGCAGAGUGCAAUGCGUUCGAGGACAAGAUCAAGCUUGCCGGAGGAAUCGAGUUGUUCAUCGGCGGGAUAGGGCCCGACGGUCAUAUAGCGUUCAACGAACCGGGAUCCAGUUUGGUGUCGCGGACUCGAGUGAAAACACUGGCACAGGACACACUGGAAGCGAAUGCACGGUUUUUCGGAAACGAUAUCAAUAAGGUACCGAAGCAGGCACUGACGGUCGGGGUCGGAACCGUAAUGGAUGCCCGAGAGGUGAUGAUUCUGAUCAUUGGGGCACACAAGGCUUUUGCACUGUAUAAGGCAAUCGAGGAGGGGGUGAACCACAUGUGGACGGUUAGUGCCUUCCAGCAGCAUCCGCAUACGAUCAUGAUAUGCGACGAGGAUGCCACGCUGGAACUGCGCGUUAAGACUGUGAAGUAUUUUAAGGCCUUGAGCAACGUCCACCACAAACUGAUCGAGGAAGGCUCGCACGACGUACGGCAACUGUGCAAGUGAGGUCAACGAGCGAGCAAAAUUUGGACAAACGAACCAACCAACUUCCGGAUAGAGUACCUACCUAAUUUGCACCCCCAUCAUUCCACAUUCUGUUACUUGUAUGUAUGUGUAUAAGGAAAACCUUUUGAUUCAACGUGACUUUUCCCAUUUGACCGGUGUACGUUUUUACGUAUGCAAACUGUGCCCCCGAGAGGUGGGAUGUGCAGUACGUUUGUACUUUGUGGGACUGACCAUCAACAUCACCAAUGCCUCCACCAGCACCACCAACCAACCAACUUACAGUUUCGGAAACCAAACAUCAAACGGAUUGCUACGUUUUGGCCGCUGCCAGUGGAGACCUUGAUGAUGCCACUCGGCCCAACUGAUGAUCUAUAUGUGUAGUAGCAGGAGCCUCAUACGUACGUAAUCCAUUGAGGGGAUGACCUUACGACACUCCCAACCACGUGUCCUUCUUUUCGCCCCCUCCAAGCUCAAGACGUAUUUGACCUUUGCCACAUCAACAUCAUUAUCACCGUCGUCGUCCACCGAUAGGAUAAGAACGGCCUUCCAAAGCAGCCGGUAGCAAGCAGAACAACAACCAACAGCGAAGCAAGUGAGAGCCUGUACGACGUCCACUCUAAGCUGAUUGAAGGCACGUAGAACGAGAUAAAACUCCUUCCGUUGUGGUGCUGAUGAUGACCGGGCAGGAGGCCGGCUGGUUGGCUGGUGCUGGUCGGGCGAAUAAACAUCACACAUUUUAGCACGUUUUAUAGUCACUCGAAUCCAAAGGGUAGAAUUAAAUAACUUUUAUAAUUUGUGUUACGAUUUUAGUUCUGUCGGACCCGAUUUUGUCCCAUACCCUGUGUCAGAAGCAUGAUUUCUUUACUACUGUAAUAAAGAUGAAAUUUUAGGUA
Aedes albopictus (Asian tiger mosquito) is the source of this 1940-nucleotide messenger RNA. It is a transcript of the gene Oscillin, whose product is annotated as glucosamine-6-phosphate isomerase. Lineage: Eukaryota; Metazoa; Arthropoda; Insecta; Diptera; Culicidae. Gene Ontology annotation, molecular function: identical protein binding; glucosamine-6-phosphate deaminase activity. The record is from RefSeq and is a predicted model, not a curated record. Gene Ontology annotation, cellular component: cytoplasm. Bases 211 to 1047 code for a protein of 278 amino acids. Gene Ontology annotation, biological process: N-acetylneuraminate catabolic process; N-acetylglucosamine catabolic process; carbohydrate metabolic process. The transcript is spliced from 5 exons.